AUGACGCACACCGAGCACCCUAUCGAUACGCCGCCCCGCGCGCCCUCUCCCGUGCACCAGUUCGGCACCUUGGCCGUUCACGCAGGCUCUCCUCACGACCCCGUCACCGGCGCUGUUAUUGCUCCUAUUUCCCUCUCCACUACCUUCGCCCAGACGUCUGUCGGCAAGCCCGUUGGCGAGUAUGAGUAUACCAGGAGCUCCAACCCGAACAGGGACAACUUCGAGAAGGCCAUCGCCGCCCUUGAGCACGCCCGCUACGCUCUUGCAUUCUCCUCAGGCUCAACCACCACCGCUAUCAUCCUGCAGUCCCUUGCCGCCGGCUCGCAUGUCGUCUCUGUGUCUGACGUCUAUGGCGGAACUCAUCGCUACUUCACCAAGGUCGCCGCCGCGCACGGCGUCCACGUCACAUUCUCUCCCUCGAUUGAGCUGGAUAUCGAAGAUCUGAUCCGCCCCAACGAGACAAAACUGAUCUGGAUUGAGUCGCCCAGCAACCCCACGCUGAGCCUGGUCGAUAUCCGUGCUGUUGCUACCGUUGCGCACAGGCACGGGAUCAUGGUUGUUGUGGACAACACCUUCCUCUCUCCCUACGUCCAGAACCCCUUGGACCACGGCGCCGAUAUCGUUGUGCACAGUGUGACCAAGUACAUCAACGGCCAUUCUGACGUGCUGAUGGGCGCCUGCGCUUUCAACUCGGACACGUUGUACGAGCGUCUUUCUUUCCUGCAAAAUGCCAUCGGCGGUGUCCCCAGUGCCUUCGACUGCUGGCUUGCCCACCGUGGUCUUAAGACGCUGCACCUGCGUGCCAGGGAGGCCACAACCAACGCGACCCAGAUCGCCAAUGCUCUCCUUACCUCACCGCAUGUCAUCGCUGUCAACUACCCCGGCCUCCCUUCGCACCCCCAGCACCACAUCACUGCUAAGCAGCACCGUAACGGCAUGGGCGGAGGCAUGCUUUCUUUCCGCAUCCAGGGAGGCAAGGAGGCUGCUGAGCGCUUCUGUCAGGCCACCAAGAUCUUCACGCUUGCCGAAUCUCUGGGAGGUGUCGAGUCGUUGGUUGAAGUCCCCGGGAGCAUGACGCACGCAGGUAUCCCCAAGGAGCAACGUGAAGCCGCCGGCGUCUUUGACAAUCUUGUCAGAGUCAGCUGCGGUAUUGAGGAUGGAGAGGACCUCAAGAGAGAUGUGCUGCAGGCGCUGGAGAAGGCUGCUGUUGGCGGAAAACUGAAUAAAGGCAACGGCGUCUCCAACGGUUCUGCUUGA
Messenger RNA from Lasiodiplodia theobromae, 1257 nucleotides. RefSeq names its product Cystathionine gamma-lyase. Gene Ontology annotation, cellular component: cytoplasm. NCBI's taxonomy places the organism in Eukaryota, Fungi, Ascomycota, Dothideomycetes, Botryosphaeriales, Botryosphaeriaceae. Bases 1 to 1257 code for a protein of 418 amino acids. Gene Ontology annotation, biological process: transsulfuration. Gene Ontology annotation, molecular function: cystathionine gamma-lyase activity; pyridoxal phosphate binding. The transcript has 3 exons. The record is from RefSeq and is a predicted model, not a curated record.